AUGCAAGAACUUGAUCUUAAAUUUUCACAAAUUGAGCAACAAAUAUAUCGAAUAGAAAUGUAUCAACGUGGUUGUCCAAUUUUGGAUAACAGUGGAAAAACAACAAUUAUAGCAUCGGGUUCCCUUGUUCAAAAUUACACAGAAUGUAGUGAAUGCCAUUGCGAUUAUGAAGGAAAUUUGUAUUGCAAGCCAAUAGGGUGUCCGUUUUUGAAUUGUGCAUAUCCACUGACACCACUCCAUGGGCAAUGUUGCCCUCAAUGUGGAAAACGGUGCUUAUUCAAUGGGCGCUUUUACGAAAGUGGAGAACACUUUUCGCCAAAGACUUGCACUUACUGUUUUUGUAAGGAUGGUAGAGUGGAAUGUUCUUUUAAAUUUCCCACUCAUUGCCCUCAACUUGAUUGUAGAGAUCGAGAAACGCCUCCCGGUGAAUGCUGUCCAGUUUGCAGCAACAUUGAUCAUUGCAGAUUUAAAUCGUGUUCACCAAAUGCAACUUGCCAAUCUGGGAAGUACUCUGCUGUUUGUCGUUAUAUUGAUGAAUGUUUAAUGAAAGAUAAUACAAAUAUUGAGAAGAAAAGAAAAUGUGGAAAAGGCACUUUUUGUAUUAAUUUACCUGGAUCAUUUCUUUGUAAAUGUUUACCAGGAUUUAGUCCUAUAUUGGAUGAUAAAACAGAAAAUGGGACGAAAAGUUGUUUUGAUUUAAAAAAGUCAUUUAAUUAA
Molecule: messenger RNA, 717 nt
Organism: Meloidogyne enterolobii
Lineage: Eukaryota; Metazoa; Nematoda; Chromadorea; Rhabditida; Meloidogynidae
Source: the annotation of a GenBank genome assembly